Leishmania braziliensis MHOM/BR/75/M2904 is the source of this 1260-nucleotide messenger RNA. RefSeq lists its product as hypothetical. Gene Ontology annotation, molecular function: ubiquitin binding. Gene Ontology annotation, cellular component: cytoplasm; nucleus. The transcript has a single exon. Bases 1 to 1260 code for a protein of 419 amino acids. Gene Ontology annotation, biological process: ubiquitin recycling; proteasome-mediated ubiquitin-dependent protein catabolic process. The record is from RefSeq and is a predicted model, not a curated record. NCBI's taxonomy places the organism in Eukaryota, Euglenozoa, Kinetoplastea, Trypanosomatida, Trypanosomatidae.
AUGAAGCUCCGCUGCUUUUUGUUGCGCUACUACCCGCCGGGUAUUACGCUCGAGUAUGAAACGUCUGCCGGGCUGGUGGGGCAGAAGACGAUUGGGCUGCUGAGCCUCACCCCAACAACACCACUAGAGCCUUUAGUCGAUAAAAUCAUCGCCGAGGAGCCGUUGCUGAACGGCAAGUACCGUGACCAAAUAUUCCUGUACCUGCAGCGGCUCGUAGAGAAGCUCAUCGCUGGCAACAAUCCGAGCCAGACCUUCACCCUCUUCAAGAGUCUGCGUGCGCACAUGCUGCCGCUGACGAACUGCGCCUUCAACAAAAAUGGCGCAAAGUUUGUGACAGGCUCGUACGACCGCACCUGCAAAGUGUGGGAGACGGCGACGGGCAGCGAACUCGUGUCGCUCGAGGGCCACCGCAACGUCGUCUACUGUGUGGGCUUCAACAACCCAUACGGAAACCGCGUCGCCACGGGCAGCUUCGAUAAGACGUGCAAAAUAUGGGACGCCGAGUCGGGCCAGUGCCUGCACACGCUGACUGGGCACGUGACAGAGAUUGUUUGCAUGUCCUUCAACCCGCAGAGCACGCUCAUCGGCACGGGGUCGAUGGACAACACGGCGAAGGUGUGGGACGUGGAAGCGGGCCAGUGCCUGCACACGCUGAUGGACCACACGGCCGAAAUCGUAGCGCUGAACUUCAACACGUACGGCGACCUUAUCGUCACGGGCUCCUUCGACCACACAGCGAAGUUGUGGGACGUGCGAACCGGCACCGUCGUCCACACCCUGCGUGAGCACCGCGGCGAGAUCUCGUCGGUGCAGUUUAACUACGCCUCCAACUUAGUCGUCACGGGCAGCAUCGAUCGCACGUGCAAGCUGUGGGAUAUCUCGUCUGGCCAGUGCGUGUCAACGCUGCGGGGGCACACAGACGAGGUGCUGGACGUGGCCUUCAGCGUGUCAGGCAACAUGGUGGCGAGUGCGAGCGCCGACACGACGGCUCGAGUGUACAACACGGCGACGUGCCACUGCAUUGCCAGCCUGAACGACCACGAAGGCGAAAUUUCGAAGCUCGAGUUCAAUCCGCAGGGAACGAAGAUCAUCACCGCCUCCGGAGAUAAGCGCUGCAAUCUCUGGAGCGUCGAAACAGGCCAGGUCCUGCAGUCACUCGUCGGCCAUACGGACGAAAUCUUCUCGUGCUCCUUCAACUACGAAGGAGAUACGAUAUUGACCGGCAGCAAGGACAACACGUGCAGAAUCUGGAAGAGCUAA